CCGCUGCCGAGCUAGUCUAUCGAGGACCACCGUUUCUGCGCCUAUACUCUCUCACCGCACGAAACCUCUUCUCCCUGUAGUAACUAAACAUGGUAACAUAGACAUACACGCGGCAAGUGUGUGGAUUCUUCUCGAUAAACUGCAUGUGUUUUGUGUGAUAUUAGUGUACGUUUUUUGUGAGAUUUUUUUGAGUGGGUUUACCAAGUGUACUUGUUGAGGAUUACGUUCGUUAUUAGUGCUUAACUGUUCUAUUUACUUCGAUACUUACAAAUCUUUAUCAAAUUUUAUACGAUGUUAUUAACGAAAAGGCAGAAUCCAUGAUAUUUUGUGCAUACCUAAAAUAACAUAUGGGUCGCAGCCAGAGGAAGCUAUGAAAAAACCGUUCUGAAUGCAUAUGGAGCUAAAAGACGCUGUGAUAAUGGACAUUACGGAGGCGUUUCGCAAUGAGGACAUAACGAAAACGGACUUCUUCGAUUUCGUGGUGACGCCGGACUCGAACGACAACCACUCCAUACAGCAGUUCACGAAGCAGAUGCGGACCGUGAACGCGUUCCUCGGCAACGGCGAGACCACGGGCGAGGAGGUCAAAGAGACGAACAACAACAGCAUGCUGAUACAGGACGUACCGACGACCACCUCAGAGGGCGUCACCAACUUCGAGGCGAGCUUCUGGAACGACAAGGAGACGGUGCGAAUAGAGACCGCCAUCCUGGAGGACCUCAACAAGUACUGCUGGAACACCGACGACAGCAACGGCGUAGUGCAAAUCAACGCCAACAAGAACAAUAACAACAACACGGACGGGCAGAUAUACACGUUGACGGUGUUAAACGGUAUAGAUCAGAACGCGACGUGGUACAGGCAGCCUCUGAACGCGAUCGUGAAGGAUGAGGAGGGGUCGGUUUCCAGUCCCACCUCCAUGGAACAUCUGCAAAGCGGUUUGGAUAUCGAGUCGAUACUCAGCAUCAUGCCUGGCACUAUAAACGGUUUUACAGGGACUUACAGUGAAGGCACCAUGAGCCCAAACACUGACGGGUUGAUAAAAUCGGAGACAUACACGUAUGAAGACAGUGGUUUUGCGGACAAUAAGGAAGAGUUAGCUAAUUCGCUGAUAAUCGACACCCCUUUACUGGAAGCUCACGAUAGCUUUAAUAACAACAACAACGAUUGGAAGUUGACUAACAAUAACACCACUAACUCAACUUCCAGUGGGUCUCCGGAUUCCUUGCUGAGGAGCGCGUUGCAAGGGAAAGCUUUCGUAAGGUAUAACGGUAGUACUUCGAAAUCCCCCAAAAUCGAGAGUAACACUGAGUUGAGGCGAGCUCUAUCCACACCCCCUAGCAAAACCGAAACGAUAUUCUUGAAGGAAGAUUCGGAUAACAUACCUACAAUAGUGGCGGGUAUAGACGCUAACGGUAAGGUUAUAUUCGAAGAGCAAAUCAAUACGAGAAGUGUCGAUAGCGAGAACCCUUCGAGUACGCACACUGUGGACGACCUGUUGCUGUCCCAGUUGGACCACUCGUUUCCCGAAGAUUUCGAGAAACUGAAGAGGAUCGCGAACGAAGUCGCGGAGUCUGUGAAUCAGUAUUGCCAAAUAGACACGUCGGCCGACAACACCGUGAACAGUAUUAGUCCCAUAUCGCCGGACCAGAUCGGGAUCCUCUACAACCUGAGCUCGCCCAUACAGAUCCAAACGGCGCCGGUCGUGACGAGCACGAAGCCCGCGACGAAGAAAUACAAGCGCUCGAACAGCGGGGCGAAAUCGCAGACGACGGUGCAAAGCGCCACCUCGACGAGCAACGGCGUGCGCAAAGAGCGGUCUCUGCAUUACUGCUCGAUAUGCUCGAAGGGGUUCAAGGACAAGUACUCGGUGAACGUGCACAUCAGAACCCACACGGGCGAGAAGCCUUUCGCGUGCAGCCUGUGCGGGAAGAGUUUCAGGCAGAAAGCCCACUUAGCAAAACACUAUCAGACGCAUAUCGCGCAAAAAAACGCGGCUGCCGCCGGCGGGGCGGUCCCGGCCACCAAGGCCAAGUCCAGGUAGCCUGUUCAUAGUAUUAUGCUCUCUAUACCUAAACCUAAAUAUGCAGGGGAAGAGCGAGGAAUGGUAAGUUAUUAGAUCCUUGUCAAGCAGCGUCGAAUAGCACGCAAAUAUACUCAUUUGUAGGUUUAUAAGGAAAAAUCAAUGGGGUAGUUAAAUUUUUUCUGACCUAUACUUUUUAUGGUUUUAUUCAAGGCGUUUUGUAAUGUUAAACAUUUCUGUGAAAUCAGAAUUUCAAUUGAGUUUACCGUUUUCGAGAUAUUUACAAAAAAUAUAAAUUUUUAUGACGUCACAAAACUCGCCAUGUGACCAACAUUCUAAGAUUUCUAUUGGUUGAAAAUUACCCUGUUGUCAAGUCUUGUUAAUGAUUUCAUUUGGUUAUGUCAGAAAAUACCCGAAGAGGUUAUGUACAAAUACUGUCACUGUCAGUUGAGUGAAAGAUGGUCACCAAAUUCAUUAAGUACCUAUCUUCCUUAUUACGAGGUAUCAUAUUACUGUUUGAUAUUUCUAAGAUAUAUCUAAAAGAAUAUAAAGAACUAGGCAUUAUACUAAUGAAAUGCAUUUACGACAAAAUAUGAUUAUAAUUAUAGGUACUUACUUUAUUUGUUUAAAAGCUCCAAUGUUCAAUGUAACCAACCAUUCCACAAGAUUCCUCUGCUUUGGAGUCCGUUAUUAAUAAAUCACUUAUCUAAUAUCAAUUACAAAUAACAUAACAAUAACAUUGAUUUUCAAUAAUCUAAAUUUAAAAAAAACAUAACCCGAAAAAAAGAAACGUCAAAAAAUCAAUUCUUCUUCUUCUUCUCAACUAAAAUUAUAGAUCAAGUGGUUUUAAAACUAAAAUAUUAUAACGUGGCGCCAUCUAUCGUAAGAAUCUUAAACUAAACACACUGGCAACCAUAGAAAAAGCUGGCAACGUUGUCAAAAGCCUAGUGACGUAAUUAGGAGAUUUUUUUUUGUAAAUAUCUCGAAAACGGUAAAUUCAAUUGAAAUUCCGAUUUCACAGAAAUGUUUAAAAUUACAAAACGCCUUGAAUAAAACCAUAAAAAGUAUAGGUCAUAAAAAAUUUAACUACCCCAUUGUAUAAAAUUUUUAUAAGUAAUUAAUUAUCAAUAUUUUAAAAUUUCCAUAAUUUUUAAAAAAUUGUUGUCAUUUCAUCGUUCAUAUUUGAGGUCAUUAUUAGCAAAACUCUCUCUUUGCUAUUUGGUUUACUUUUCAGUAGCAACAAAAAACUUUUUAGCUUGAACGCAUUUUUUUUUCAAUACAUUAAUAUAGUAAAUUCAAAAGGAAACGACGUACACGUCAUCAAUCAUUGCAUCAAGUGGAAGUGGUAGUGCAACUACAGAGCGAUAGAUGGCGUUUACAUGCAUAAUACCAUGGGGUCCCUAGAUUUGGGACCUUAGAAUACCAAAAUGUCAAAAGUUUUAUAACCUAUAUAAUACCGCCAAAAGUAUGUUUUUAGCCAUUUUUAAAGACAUUUUCAGCUAUAAAACCCAGAAAUUUUGCCAUCUAAAGUCAGCCUCUGGUAUAUAUAUUAUUAUUUUAUGUAUCCACAUAUAUUUUGUUAAAUAUUCUAAUAUACCAUUAAUAAUAAUCCUAUUUACCUCUCUAACAGCUGUUAAAGGUAACAAAGGUCCAUUAUUAUCCCGUUCUGCCUCAAAAUAGCGUAUUAAGGAUGAUACCAACUCUUUACUUUAUUUUAAUCUAAACAUGACAACAUUGCAAUUGCUGCCAACUUAAUUAAGUUAAAAUGCAUUAAAAUAUUUAAUUACAGACUUCGUUUUAUACAUUUAGUAUUGGUACUAGUGCCCAAAAUUAUGACGUCACGUGUACGUCGUUUCCUUUUAAAUUUACUAUAGGCAUGGCUAAUAAAUAUGAUAAUCGUAAAUAUACAACUCCUAUAGUUUUUCAGAAAAAAAAAUGUUUUUGCAAAUAGAGUUUUGAAAAGAAAAAGGUAAACACAGCGAAGUUAAACGUUAAAUUAUUAACCAACGUAACAUAAAAAAAAAAUUUGGAACACAAAAAAAAUUAGUAUGCAAACGAAAAUAACUUAAAUUAUUUCAGUGUCUUUUACGUUUUGACAAACGUCUUGAUCAUCUUCACUUUUAAAUGCAAAUUUUAUCCAAUCUUUCCCAUAAUGUUUAACCAAUAAACCAAUAAUGAUAGUUUUAUCCCCUUUAAGUUUCUUGCUUAGCAGCAUAUUAUUUUGCAAAUAACCGAUAACUCUUUAAUCAAUUUUAUAUACUCUCUAAAAAUGAAUUGGUCAAAAAUGAGUAAUUUUCAUAGCGAAAAAGCAGCCACUAAUAAUUCUCGUCAA
Molecule: messenger RNA, 4355 nt
Organism: Brassicogethes aeneus
Lineage: Eukaryota; Metazoa; Arthropoda; Insecta; Coleoptera; Nitidulidae
Source: the annotation of a GenBank genome assembly